UUAGCCGUCGCCCGCCGGAGCUGCCCCACAUCAGCUGCCGUGUGCUUUUCCCUUUUGGUGAAAAUCAACAAUGGGCCAAACUAGCGGCAACUAAGUGCGGCUAUAAUCCUAACAGCUAGAUUAAAUAGACUCUUUGUCAAGAUGUAUGGGCUGCUGUUGGAGAAUUUAUCCGAGUACAUCAAGUCAGUGUACGGCGAGGAGAAAUGGGAGGACAUCAGACGGCAGGCGGGCAUCGACUCGCCAUCAUUCAGCGUGCAUCAGGUGUAUCCCGAGAAUCUGCUGCAAAAGCUGGCUAAGAAGGCGCAAACUGUGCUUGGCGUUUCCGAGCGCGAAUUUAUGGAUCGUCUGGGCGUCUACUUUGUUGGCUUUGUGGGUCAAUAUGGCUACGAUCGCGUUCUGUCGGUGCUGGGACGGCACAUGCGUGACUUUCUGAAUGGUCUGGACAAUCUGCAUGAGUACCUUAAGUUCUCGUAUCCUCGCAUGCGCGCACCCAGCUUUAUAUGCGAAAACGAGACCAAACAGGGCCUCACGCUGCACUAUCGAUCGAAGAGGAGGGGCUUUGUGUACUACACAAUGGGACAGAUCCGGGAGGUGGCACGCUAUUUCUACCACAAGGAGAUGCACAUUGAGCUGGUGCGCGAGGAGAUUUUAUUCGAUACGGUGCACGUGACUUUUCAGCUGACAUUCGAUAACCGGGCUUUCACACUCGCCUCCCUGGCCAUGACGCGCGAGGAGAAGCAUUUACCCAUCAGCGCACACGUCCUCUUUGAGAUAUUUCCAUUUUGCAUCGUGUUUGGCGCUGACAUGGUUGUGCGCAGCAUUGGCAACUCCCUGAUGGUCAUAUUGCCGGAGCUAUUAGGCAAGAAGAUUACAGCCUGGUUCGACUUGGUGCGCCCGCUAAUUGCAUUCAAGUUUCAAACCAUACUUAAUCGCACCAACAACAUAUUCGAGCUGGUUACCGUGGAUCCGGUUACAGAGCGUUUGGAUGCACAGAACGAGGACUUGCUGCUGCACGACGAUGGCAGCGAGCCGGAGAAAUCCCUCCGGCUAAAAGGGCAAAUGGUUUAUAUGGAAAACUGGCGCAUGAUCAUGUUCCUGGGCACCCCAGUGAUGCCCGAUCUGACCUCGCUGAUCACAACUGGUCUCUACAUAAACGAUCUGUCCAUGCACGAUUUUAGCAGAGAUCUCAUGUUGGCGGGCACACAACAGUCCGUAGAGCUGAAACUGGCGUUGGAUCAGGAGCAACAGAAGUCCAAGAAACUGGAAGAGUCCAUGCGCAAACUGGAUGAGGAAAUGCGGCGCACCGAUGAGCUUCUCUAUCAAAUGAUACCCAAACAGGUGGCGGAUCGUUUAAGACGCGGCGAGAAUCCCAUAGAUACGUGUGAGAUGUUUGACAGUGUGUCCAUAUUAUUUUCGGACAUCGUCACGUUCACGGAGAUUUGCAGUCGAAUUACGCCCAUGGAAGUGGUAUCGAUGCUGAAUGCCAUGUACUCAAUUUUCGAUACGCUCACGGAGCGCAAUUCUGUGUACAAAGUUGAAACUAUUGGUGAUGCCUAUAUGGUGGUGGCUGGAGCACCGGAUAAGGAUGCGAAUCAUGCCGAGCGAGUCUGUGAUAUGGCCCUGGAUAUGGUCGACGCCAUAACCGAUCUGAAGGAUCCUUCCACGGGACAGCAUUUGAGAAUACGUGUGGGCGUUCACUCGGGCGCCGUCGUCGCCGGUAUUGUGGGCUUAAAGAUGCCACGUUAUUGUCUGUUUGGCGAUAGUGUUAAUACCGCCUCCAGAAUGGAGUCCACCAGUAUUGCCAUGAAGGUGCACAUAUCGGAGUCGACCAAGGUGCUGAUUGGACCGAGCUAUAAAAUACUCGAGCGCGGCGAGAUCGAUGUCAAGGGCAAAGGCACCAUGAAGACCUACUGGCUGGAGGAGCGUGAGAAUCGCCUACCGCUACAGCUAACCGCUGGACUACAGUUGCAUCCGAUGUCCGCUGCACCGCCGCUAACACCCAUGCCCAAGGCCAUUUUGCCGGCGCCUAAGCCACAGCCACCGAUAGCACCGAUAGCACCGCCGCCAGCUGAGCCGCCGCCGGCGGCCAUGUCAAAUGUGGUGCUGGGUGCCAGCGGUGCACUGGUUGCUGCCACUUCAAUGGCUCAUCAUGCACCAGCUGCAGCAACAGCAGCCACGGCAGUCACAGCAGCGGCAGCAACCGAUGAGCGCAGCAGUCGCAUCUACUCGCCGGUAACCUUCAAGGAUGUGGCGAGGAGAAGCAUUGCCAACUCGCCAGUGCGAAGCAGUGCUGGCACUGGCUUUUUGCCAGAGCAAAAUAAGCGGCGCGAAUCCCGCUCCAAUUCCACUGGUCACGUUUUCAUGCGCUCGCCCAGCGACAUCUUCGGCUCGCUUAUAUUGGACACUGAGGAGUUUCUGGAGGAUUUACAAAUCUCGCGCGGCCCAUUGGCCAACAGCAGCAACAGCGGCAAAAAUAGCUGUCAAUCGCCAUGUGGAUUUAGCCCAACGCCACCAUUUCGCAUUGGCAGCGCUCCGCACAAGCCACGCCCCAGUAAUCCCGACAAGUUUACGCCCGAGGAACUAGCCGCCAUGGAUCAGCUGACGCCACCUUCGACUGCACCGCCGCGGGAGUCGGCCAGCUGCAGCAGCGCCAGCAUGAUGCCAUCCACAUCUAAUGCCUCGUUGGAGCGGGAGAGGAGCAUGAAGUUGAACACCACCCGGGAGGCGGUUAAGACACCGCCGACAGCGCCAGUCGCAUUAAUCGCUACCACAUCCAAGGAGAACUGUGCAGCUCCACCUGCUGCUGUUGCUGCUGCUGCUGCAGUUGCUGCACCAACUCUUGGAGUUUGCCCCAUGCACCGGGGCAAGCCGCCGUCGACUUUGGUCGGCACAGCAUCAGCUGUGGUGCAGGCAACCGGCAGCAACAGCCGACCUGUGUCUAAGGAUUCCAUGACAUCCGUUUCUCUGCAUUCACCACCGCCGCAUCGUUCCAAUUCCGCGCCGGCCAGACCCCACUCCAUGUCCAAGGCGGCGCGCAAGGCUUUUCUGGCCGCCAAGCAAACUAAGGCCAUGGAGAAACUGGACAAGAUGAUUGAAGAAGCGCAUGAAAUUGAAUCUCAAUCGGCGGCCAAGGCGGCUAAUAUGCGCCUCGCCAUUUUUGGCCACGAUGGUGGUGACGAUGAGCUAGCAGCUGGUGGUUGUCCAUUAUUUCUGCCACCACCACCGCCGCCGCAGGUCUUGAGUCGUGCCAUGCCCAGCUCCAUAUCCGACUCGAGCAUUUGUAACCAUGGUCACAGCCAUGCGCCCAGCUGUCAUCAUCCGCUGCACGAGCCCAAGAUGAGCAACAGCCAGAGCUUCCAGCACGCCCGCAGCUCCGGUCCCAUCUCACAUCAGUGCUGCAGCGGCUUUAGUCACGGCAAUGGACGACACUCGCAUCGCAUGCACUCGAAUGCUUGUACCGUACUAUAAAUGAGCUGGGAUGGCAAAUGGGAUUGGCAUUCGAAAUCUUAGCAUGCCCCUUGAGUCACAUCGUCUAUAUCUCAAUGUUCUCACGCGCUUCUCUUGGAGUAUAGUCAGCAAUUAUUAGAUCUUAAAUUGUAGUUAGAUGUUGAUUCUCAUACAUAUAUAUAUGUAGCAUGUGUAUCUACAGGUACUAUUUAUAUACAUAUAUUUAACUAUAGUUAGUUGAAAGGCUUUGUUGUCCAUGUCUAUUAGAAGAAAACAAAAAAAAAAACACUGUUUAAACUGUUAAAAUCGAAUAGUUCUAUUUCUACAUAUAUUGCUUAUAAAUGUACCUUGAUAAAUAUUCGACAUAAGCUACAAAUUUCUGGACCUCUCGAAAAGUGACAAUACCAAAAAAAAACAUUUUUAAAUUAAGUUAAGGCUUAACACAUCCUGGCACCACCUGAGGCACACAUAUAGACAUAAAUGUGCUCAAAUAAACUGUAUACCUUUAUUUAUAUGGACUUAACCGUAUUAUAUAAUCAGCAUACUGUCAAAAUGCCUGAUUAUUUUUCUAAAUUGAAAAUGAAAUGAAAAGUCGGAACAAGUGCGGUGGUUAAAAUUGAUUAAAAGUUUAUAUUUGUAUUUCCAGAAAUACAAUAUUUGUAUUUGGCUGAAGUUGAAAACCUCGCAGCCAAUCAUAAAUUGUUAUUUUCAAUAAAUAUAUAACACGAGAAUUGAAACGGAACAAAUGCUUAGGGAAUUGUCUAAAUUUGGUUCCGUUACUUAAAUUUUAGUUUUUUUAAUUGUUAGGCAGGUUUAAAAAUUCUAUAACUUAGGAAUUGGUUAUCAAAAAAAGUUUGAUUUCGAUACAUUAACCAAACCACCAGCUCCUUAACAAAGUGAAUUUAAAUAGUUGUAAUAUCUUAUAAUGUUGACAUAAAUUAUCGUACUUAAAUAGACGUUCCACUAAUUGUUAUCAAUUUUAAAUGCAAACUAUUUUGGAAAUAGUUUUUCAGCUUAAACAUAAAUAUAAAUGCACUUGCUUGGAGU
Messenger RNA from Drosophila novamexicana, 4494 nucleotides. It is a transcript of the gene Gyc88E, whose product is annotated as soluble guanylate cyclase 88E. Gene Ontology annotation, biological process: cGMP biosynthetic process; response to oxygen levels; nitric oxide-cGMP-mediated signaling. The transcript is spliced from 11 exons. Bases 142 to 3468 code for a protein of 1108 amino acids. Lineage: Eukaryota; Metazoa; Arthropoda; Insecta; Diptera; Drosophilidae. Gene Ontology annotation, molecular function: guanylate cyclase activity; oxygen sensor activity; heme binding. Gene Ontology annotation, cellular component: guanylate cyclase complex, soluble. The record is from RefSeq and is a predicted model, not a curated record.